UUUUUUUUUUUUUCUUUUUCUAGAAAGAAAGAUUUCAUGCCGACUGAUGAUGUAGAAGAAGGGCAAAGACAUGCCACACUUUCCUAUUCGAUUCCAUCCUUCUUCUCCAUACUUGAUACCUCUCUUGUUAUACCGAACAAAAUAAGCAUGGCUCGUGAUCAAUUGGCUGGUGAACGCAAUUUCCUCACCUUUUUACGAUUCUCUUGCACUCUUAUUAUUCUUGGAUUUACAAUGUUGAUCGAAUUUCGUUUACCUUAUAAAACUAGCAGUUCAUCUUCACCAUCCAACAUUGACGCGAUAUCUCAACCCCUUGGCUAUUGUUUCGUGGCUGCUGGGUUUUGCCUAUUUCUAUAUGGUGUUGGGCGUUACUUCUUCAAUCAACGAGCUCUUAUACGUGAAGUCAACUUUAUUCAAGCUGGCUGGUUCAGUUUGACUGUGAUGGUUUUGCUGGGUUCUUUUGCAAUAGGUGUGAUGGUCGUACUCUCUAUCAACUCUGCCAUGUUUUCCAAAUCUUCCUGAUAUCAUAUUCCCUUCUUAUGUCAAAUCCAUUUUCAAUCACUUUAUAGGUAAUCUCUUUCUCUAUCAUUUCGUCAACUCCCCCCUCUGCUCUACCAUAAUUGGUAAUAUGUAUAUAGUGUAUAUCUUUUUUUUUUUUUUUUUCAUUAUUAUCAAC
This is a messenger RNA of Halteromyces radiatus, 673 nucleotides long. RefSeq lists its product as uncharacterized. Bases 37 to 519 code for a protein of 160 amino acids. NCBI's taxonomy places the organism in Eukaryota, Fungi, Mucoromycota, Mucoromycetes, Mucorales, Cunninghamellaceae. The transcript has 2 exons. The record is from RefSeq and is a predicted model, not a curated record.